GUGUUAAUGCUGGCUCAAAUACAGGAGAGGUUUGCACUUCACUGUUCAAGGACUGGCUUUGGCAUCAGGGUAGAAAUGUCCUGAGAAUAAGCUAAGGCUGCUUUGCUGAAGCAAAGACCCCUGUGUGCUGCAUGGCAUAAAUCUAAUAUUGGUUUUGUGCCACUCAGUGUCUUCCCUUGUGAAAUCACUCCAUGGCUGAUCCCAUCACUCCUCCGUGUUGUUUUGUCACUCACACGGCGACAAAAGGCUGCACUGCAGCACUGAAUUUCCCUUUGGAGUGCUUAAUUUAUCUUUCCUUUUGAGAAUAAGGACCUUUGGUGAGUGUGUUUGUGGGUAUUCGCUGGGAAGUUCUGAACCACCCUGCUCAUAGAUUUGUGCUGUUUUAGCAUCAUGAGAGGCAAAUGCUCAUCACCUUAAUAAAUGUGGUAACUACCAUGUGUUAUAAGGCAAAAUGAUUCCAGAUUAAGUCUAAAUGUGUUCCUGGACAGCUGAUUGUUAUUUGACAAUAAACAUUACUAGGGAAAGUGUACUUCAGACCGAUCUUGAGAAUUCAAGCAGGGUAGCAUUACUGCAGAGAAAAUGGUUUGUUCUUCUGGAAUAAGCCAGAAGAAACGUCCGAUACAGGGUGUAGCUCACUUCAAUGCCCUGGCCUUUCUUGUAGAAUAGCAAAAGUGGUAUAUGGUCUAAGCCAUUACACGGUUAAAUUGUCCAGAUUAAGAGCCAGAUUUAUAAAAUAUAUUCAGCAUCUCCAAGUGCAGGUAUAUGUGAAGCUUUCUGAGCCUCCAUGUCAGGCUUUAUUUUUACAUUCCACGUUUACUUGACUUUCACUUUGGACAUUUAAGUCCCUUUUGAAGUAUAACAAGGAUGCUGCAAUUUUUGCCUUGCAAAGGGCUGCUUGGGAACAGCAUGCAGUGUUUGCAUAUGUCAGCUACAGCUCCAGUUAAGCACUUUUCCAUCUGUCAACAUAUUUGGCACUUUUUGUUCCCCUUCUUGACUGUGAGCACCUGUUAUUCCAGGAGUGUAAUAGAGCUGACGUCUAAAUUUAUCCACAGAUGAUACCUCAUUGUUGCUGAUUGGGAUGUUCUGAAUCUAGGGAGAAUUACUAAUCCAUAAUACUGCAAAGAGACUGCUUUAAACUGUAGGCUUGACCAGUAUUUUUCAGAUGUUUCCUGCAGACAGGAAGAGGGUGGAAGCAGCAUUAAGCGCUUGUCAUCUUCCAAAAGGCAAGAAUGAUGCCAUCAACCCAGAGGACUUCCCUGAGACUGUGUAUAAAACUUUCCUCAUGAAUCUGUGCCCACGGCCUGAGAUUGAUGAGAUAUUUACUUCACACCAUUUCAAAGCAAAACCCUACAUGACCAAAGAACACUUGGCAAAGUUUAUCAACAAGAAGCAGCGAGACUCUCGCCUCAACGACAUCCUUUUCCCACCAGCAAAACCUGAGCAGGUGCAGAGCCUGAUAGAGAAAUAUGAGCCCAGUGUCAUUAACAUCCAGAGAGGGCAGUUGUCUCCAGAGGGAAUGGUCUGGUUUCUCUGCGGCCCUGAGAACAACGUGAUAGCACUGGACAAAUUGGUGCUGUAUCAGGACAUGACACAGCCCCUCUCACACUACUUCAUCAAUUCGUCCCACAACACUUAUUUAACAGCUGGCCAGUUUUCUGGUAUCUCCUCUCCCGAAAUGUACCGUCAGACGCUGCUGGCCGGGUGUCGCUGUGUGGAGCUGGAUUGCUGGAAGGGCCGUCCCCCAGAUGAGGAGCCCAUCAUCACUCACGGGUUCACCAUGACAACUGAAAUCCUCUUCAAGGAUGCCAUUGAGGCCAUUGCAGAAAGUGCUUUCAAAACAUCCCUUUACCCUGUCAUCCUCUCCUUUGAGAACCAUGUGGACUCGCCCAAGCAGCAGGCAAAGAUGGCUGAGUACUGCCGAACCAUAUUUGGAGAUAUGCUGCUGACAGAGCCUCUGGAGAAAUACCCACUGAAGCCAGGAGUUCCUCUGCCGAGUCCUAAGGAUCUCUUAGGGAAAAUCUUAAUUAAGAACAAAAAGAAACAGUCAGUGUCUGAGAAGAGGCAGAAUUCUAUGAAGAAGGGGAAGAAUGUGGAACCAGAAAUCAUCGAGCAGCCAGCUUUUAUGGAUGCUGAAGAUACUGUCUGGGCAGGAGAUGUGGCUGAAGAGGAACCAGAGGAAGAGGACGAUCAGCUAGGAAACCUGGAUGAAGAGGAAAUAAAAAAGAUGCAGUCAGAUGAGGGCACUGCUGGUUUGGAAGUGACAGCAUAUGAGGAAAUGUCCAGCCUCGUUAAUUACAUACAGCCCAUCAAGUUUGACUCCUUUGAAGUCUCUGCCCAGAAGAACCGGAGUUACGUCAUCUCUUCCUUCACCGAGCUGAAGGCUUACGAUCUGCUGACCAAGUUCCCUAUGCAGUUUGUGGAAUACAACAAGCGCCAGAUGAGCCGGAUUUACCCCAAAGGCACCCGGAUGGACUCCUCCAAUUACAUGCCCCAGAUGUUCUGGAACGUUGGCUGUCAGAUGGUGGCACUGAACUUCCAGACCAUGGAUGUCCCCAUGCAGCAGAACAUGGCUCUGUUUGAGUUCAAUGGCCAGUGUGGCUAUCUGCUCAAGCAUGAAUUCAUGCGGCGCCCAGACAAGCAGUUUGACCCUUUCUCCGUGGACCGCAUUGAUGUGGUGGUGGCAAGCACCCUGUCUGUCACGAUACUUUCUGGUCAAUUCCUCUCAGACCGCAGUGUGAAGACGUAUGUGGAAGUGGAGCUGUUUGGGCUGCCAAGGGACACGAAGCGCAAAUACAGAACCAAACUGACCUCCACUGCCAAUUCCAUCAAUCCUGUUUGGAAAGAAGAACCUUUUGUUUUUGAAAAGAUCAUGAUGCCUGAGCUGGCAUCGCUCAAAAUUGUGGCUUUUGAGGAAGGAGGGAAGUUCAUUGGUCAUCGUGUCAUUCCCAUUAUUGCAGUACACUCAGGCUAUCACCAUGUUUGUCUCCGCAGUGAAAGCAAUAUGCCACUCACCAUGCCCUCUCUAUUUGUGUACCUGGAAGUAAAGGAUUACGUCCCUGAUGCCUGGGCAGAUCUGACUAUUGCUCUCUCCAACCCAAUUAAGUUCUUCAGUCUGCAAGAAAAGAGAUCGGUUAAUCUAAAAGAUGGCUCGGAGGUGGAGAGGCCUGACAUGCAAAGGAACUUCUCAUUCCCUGAAAAUAAUGGGAUACCAGAGUCCACCAGGAAAUUCAGCACCCCUUUUGCAAAUGGGCCUGCAGGAGCAGCAGCUCUGGUCAAGGAUGGAAACAUGAAGGAAGUGACACAGCUUGCAGAGCCUCAGACAGCCAGCCUGGCAGAGCUGCAGCAGAUGAAGCUGUUCCUGAAGCUGCUGAAGAAGCAGGAGAAAGAGCUGAAGGAGCUGGAGCGGAAAGGAAGUAAACGGAGAGAAGAGUUGCUGCAGAAAUAUUCUCUUCUCUUUUUGGAGCCUGUCUGCCCCGGAGGCAAGAAAAGAUCCAUACACUCCAGAAAAACCCAGAAGAAGAGGAGUUUGACGACAGGUGAUGUUGGUACCUGCGUGCAUCCUGUGGAAAUGGCAGAAAGCCUUGAUAGCCGAGUUUUGGAGCUGAAAGAGAGGCUGGAGAUGGAGCUUAUCCACCUGGGGGAAGAAUACCAUGAUGGGAUUCGAAGAAGGAAAGAGCAGCAUGCCACAGAGCAAACGGCCAAGAUAACAGAGCUAGCCAGAGAGAAGCAGACAGCUGAGCUGAAGGCACUGAAGGAGUCAUCAGAAAGCAACAUUAAAGAUGUUAAGAAGAAGCUGGAGGCAAAACGAUUAGAACGAAUCCAAGUCAUGAUGAGGAGUACUAAUGACAAGGCUGCUCAGGAGAGGUUGAAGAAAGAAAUUAAUAACUCUCACAUCCAGGAAGUGGUCCAAACAAUCAAACUGCUGACAGAAAAGACAGCCAGGUAUCAGCAGAAGCUGGAAGAGAAGCAGGCAGAGAAUCUGAGAGCAAUCCAAGAGAAAGAAGGCCAGCUCCAGCAGGAGGCAGCGGCAGAAUACGAGGAGAAAUUGAGAGGUCUGACAGUGGAGGUGCAGGAGAUGGUGAAGAACUGUGUGAAAGAAGUCUUUCCUGAUGGGCCGGAGAUUCAGAAGGAAGCAGUUCUGAGCAUUCCCGUGGAAGAACAAAGCUCUACAAAGCAACUGGAAGAGAAGAUCCCUGGGGCAGAGGUGUCAAGGCUGACAGCAGCUACGGCUGAGCCUCCAGGAGCCGAAACAGACGUCACCAUUGAGGAAAGCAUACUGUGAGCAAUGCUUCCCUUGCUGUUUCACUUCAGGAAUGUUUAUGGACACAUGUAAUGAAGUUAAAGACCAGCUUGACAAACUACUCUCUCUUUGCAUGCUGGGUAACUCCUGAAAUCCUUCAGGAAUUUACUACUUUGUUAUUCUAGGUAUUGGAAAUAGUCCGAGGAGCUCACCUUCAGCGAGCACUUCACUCUCCUUAGCACUAAGGUGUGUUUCAGCAGUAGGGCUGAAGACAAGCUGGUUGUUGACACUGACAACAGCAUCUACGUUAAUAUUUUGGCCUGGGUUCAGUUGUCAGUUUUCAGAGCAGUAUCCCUCAUUGCCCAUUACGCACCUGUUCACAUCAGAGCAAUCUCAGAACUAGAUCCCUCUGAACAAAAUAGAACUCUCCAACAGUCCACUGACCGUGCUCCAACCAGCUGAGAGCCAGCCUGGAAAAAAGCCCUUGAAAUGCAUGCGAGUGGAAGUGGCAGAGGCUCAGGAUAAACUGUUGCUCCCUAAAGUGCCGUUCCACCUGGCAAAAGUACCUGCUAACAGGCAACUACCUACUACAGCCCCUGUUUGUAGGAGGAAAAGUCAGUUUGAAUCUCCUAUCUUUUUGUUUCUUAGCAUACCACUUCCUUGCACAACCAGCAUGGGCUUUUUAGUUGUUUUUUUUUUCCCCCCAUGGUAAGAUGAGGACAGUUUUCAGUGCACUGCUAUAAAAUAUAAAACAGCAUUUCUUUCUGUGGAAAUAUGCACUGCCAGCACAUUUUCUUCUUUCUUUCAAUCUCCUCUUAUCCCAGGGGCUGGUUCUCACUCCCAGUUUUGACUUUACCACUUUGGUAUGCCUUCAGGCAAGUUCUUAGAUGUGGAUCCAGUAUCUCCUAAGACCCUUCCAGUCUUCAGCAGGCUCAUUGGACAAUUACAAGGCACACUAUGAGGAGCCUAAGAGCCUUAGUAUGGUUACCUGCUAUCACAAACACACUUGCAGAUUCUCUACUACCAUAAUUAGAUGCUUAUAGAGCAUCACUGCAACUUUUGCCCGUGAAGCUAAAUUAGCUCCACGCUAUGUAGUAUAGCAACCUUUACCAAAACCUCUAAGCUGCUUCAACAUAAUUAUGUUGCUCAAACAAAGAGCCAGACAGUUAUAUUGCCUGUAAGAGUAUCGCACACAGAAAGCUGAGCACAGAAAACACAUUGCAUCUAUUCAGUAGCAGGAAGAACAGCAGAUCUCUGAAGCUUCCUUUACCUGCUGCUAUCCUUGUUAAUGAAUGGCAGCGGUGGGCUCAACAGUGAUGAGGAGAAUCUGCUCCUGGGAAAGCCCAACUCCUCAAAUUCCCAUGUUCUUUGGGACCUGGAGUGUAAGACAACACACUACUUCUGUUUGAAGGUGUAGUGCUCACACCUUUCUCCAAAGCCUCAGUCCCUUCCCAUUUCUCCAUGAAUUACAGCCACCUCCGACUAAUAAUUUUCCCCCUUUGGUGACAUAACAAAUAUAAAAGUCUUGUUCCACAGCCUCACUGAAGGAAAACUGCCCAGAUGCAUGACUCAAAAGACGAAUGGUUCUCAGCCUCUUCCAGCCCUAGCAGAUACCUGCUGCUGUCUGUCUUCACUCACACAAAUGCGUGGAGGGCCAGAUUCCCAAUAUGUUGGCUUUGUCUUGCAACAGAAAAAAGGGCACAUUCCUCUUAACCAUCUUCACACUUCCACUUUAUAGGACAACAGAGCCUUAUUUUGUGAAUGCAGAACUUACAUCACGGUCCCCAGCCUCCCUCCACGCAUACUUUCUCUCACCUGUGUUAUGACUUUGUGCGCUGAACGGCUUUGGCACAGCGAGUUCUCAGUCAUGCAGAAGGAAGGAACUGGAAACAUAUGGCCAAACUCUUUUCCUAGCACCUAUAAGACAGACUUUGCUUAUGGAUCCUAAAAAAGCAAGAAAUAAUAGCAAUACUUCAGUACAGAACAGAAACAUGGUGGCCUUCCUCCUAUCAAAUCCUGUACGCCUUAACACCAACAGCUACAGCCCCUUGCUUUAAUGCACCCAUUGGGGCAGCUGUGCCACCACAGAGCUGCAGAGGGUGGAGUAUCUUUAUACCCAUCCACGGCAGACAAACGUGAGAAUACAGCCCACAAAGCUGCUCUUGUUAGUGAAACCUUUGCCCUUAAAUUGAGUCCGUGUGUUCCUGACUGCAGCAAGAGUUUCUCUCCCCUCCCUAGAAUGUGCCACUGCAGUAUCACCUGUUAGUCUUCCCCACCCUUUGACUUGUUCUUCAGGUUUCUGUCUUCUCUGGAAAAGUGAGCUCAAUCGUGGUGAACCUACAGCAUGCAGUGGUUGUCACAUGAGAGCUGUUACACCUCAAAACUGCACUGGGGAACGCAUCGUGAAGUGCUGCUAUAAAAACCAGCUCAAGUAGGUAGGAGAUGAGAGGUUCCAAACCUGGUCUGACAUGCAAGAAGAGACCAUACCUCCCUGUGGUGUUAACUUACUUAGUACUGGAAUUAUGUAUUGUACAUUGCUGACUUAUUUAUUUUCUAAAAUAAUAAAACAUUGCAUUUCUUACCAAAAAAA
Molecule: messenger RNA, 6830 nt
Organism: Gallus gallus (chicken)
Lineage: Eukaryota; Metazoa; Chordata; Aves; Galliformes; Phasianidae
Gene: PLCB2
Product: phospholipase C beta 2
Exons: 27
Coding region: 1163-4282 (1039 amino acids)
Biological process (GO): phosphatidylinositol-mediated signaling; lipid catabolic process
Molecular function (GO): phosphatidylinositol-4,5-bisphosphate phospholipase C activity; calcium ion binding
Source: RefSeq, a predicted model, not a curated record